Molecule: messenger RNA, 966 nt
Organism: Salmo salar (Atlantic salmon)
Lineage: Eukaryota; Metazoa; Chordata; Actinopteri; Salmoniformes; Salmonidae
Source: RefSeq, a predicted model, not a curated record
GCUAGCUCUGUUACGGUAGGCCUGUGAUGAAAACACAGGCAUUAAUCCUUUGGGGAACAUUGGUGUAGGUUGUCAUAGUGUGUCAUCUUUUGUUUACAAAAAAAGCCUCAUUUAAUUUUCAGUUGAACAACUUAAUCAAUCCUUCUAGGAGGUGGCUUAUGCUUUCACAGAGGUUGUGUAAAGUUUUGAACGUGAUUUGUACUGUACACAUGAUUUGCACUGUACUGUAAGGUUUGGUUUGAAGCCUCUGGAAGGAAGACACAGAGCCCAGGGGACUUCCUUUGGGUUGGAGCGCAUCAUGUUGGGACCAGAGUGCACCAGAGUCCUAUGCAAAGACAAUGGCCAAGCCAUAGCAUGGUACACACCUGCACGCUGUACUGGGGUAAAGCCACACCAGGCCUGGGCUGAGCAUCAUGAAAAAGUGGAGAGCUGCAGAGAGGACACUUUGUCCUGUGAAGAGGCAAGCAUCCCUGCUACAGAGAUCAAAUGCCCUGACAAAAAAACCUUUCUUCUGAUUAAAAGGAAGAAGCAUGUGUUUAGGGUGUGCCACAGUCCGUGGACCCAGAACCCUUCAUCCAUAACCCAUCCUUCCUGCUCCCCCUGUGCUCUGCUAGACUUCCGGGUCCAGCCCCAGAGCAACCCUGCAAGGCCACUCACCGCCCUGUGUAGGAGGAAUGAUGUUCCUUGGCCCUCAGCCCCCCUGCGCCUCCCCCCUCCAGCAGUACCGCACUGCAGCUACACUCCACAACAGGGUUCUCACUGCUUAGAUGCAUGAAAGUCAAAGAGGUAGCUACUGCUGCACAGGCACAUGACUGUCCAGGGACUACGGACAUGAGACUGAAACCACCUUGGGCAAGCAGCAGAAACAGAGCCCCACUCUAAUCUUCAUCUGUCCUCCUACAGUUUCAUUAUAUCUAUUUUACAGAAGAUCCUCUGUACUGUCAGCUUUGGCAUCUAUUGGUUGCC